AUUUGAAUUGACAUUUCAAUCAUGUCUGACGAAGAGAAGUCAACAGAAAAUCCAACCGAAUUAAAUAAAAUUGUUUUUAAAAAGAAACCCCGUAAAAAUAUCAAAUUACGGAGUAGAUCUGUCGAUGAAGAUGAAUCAGAAAACCCCUCAGAAGUAAUUUCAGGCUUGGAGGAGAUCAAGGAACGCCAAAGGCUACGAGAACGACCAAAUGGCGUGAGCAUAGCUGGUCUAGCUUUGGGAAAAAAGUUAGCCUUGGAAGAAGAGAUCACGAUUAAUGAUCCAUUCAACACAAAAUCUGGUGGAAUGCUUAAUAUGCAAGCUCUGAAGGCUGGCAAAAUCAAGGAGGCAGACGAUGCCUAUGAUGUUGGCAUUGGUACACAAUUUUCAGCCGAGACAAAUAAGCGUGAUGAAGACGAAGAGAUGAUGAAGUACAUUGACGAGGAACUACGCAAACGAAAGGGUGUCGUCAAAGACGUUGAUGAACAGGAAGCUGACAAAACAAAGUACAUGACUCCUGAGGAAGCAGCUUUAUCGGCUUUACCUGAUCAUCUGCGUCAGAGUUCAUCAAAUCGAUCUGAGGAAAUGUUAUCCAAUCAAAUGUUGAACGGGAUUCCAGAAGUAGAUUUGGGUAUCGAUGCAAAGAUCAAGAAUAUUGAAGCUACCGAGGAAGCCAAACAGAAAUUAGUGCAGGAACAAAAAAACAAAAAAGAUGGACCCUCAGUGUUUGUACCAACAAAUAUGGCUGUGAAUUUUAUGCAACACAAUCGAUUUAAUAUUGAAGAUGCUGAACCAAAGAAAAGGAAAAAGCCAGUGGAACCUGUGGACAAAACAACAGGAACUAAAAAAGCCACUGAUGAUUAUCAUUAUGAUAAAUUUAAGAAACAAUUUAGGAGAUUUUAAUUUUUUGAUUUCAAUUUUUUUUUUAAUGAAUAAAACUAAACAUAAGUAGAA
Eupeodes corollae is the source of this 951-nucleotide messenger RNA. RefSeq names its product splicing factor C9orf78 homolog. The record is from RefSeq and is a predicted model, not a curated record. The transcript is spliced from 4 exons. Bases 22 to 900 code for a protein of 292 amino acids. Gene Ontology annotation, cellular component: spliceosomal complex. NCBI's taxonomy places the organism in Eukaryota, Metazoa, Arthropoda, Insecta, Diptera, Syrphidae. Gene Ontology annotation, biological process: mRNA splicing, via spliceosome.